Caenorhabditis angaria is the source of this 1787-nucleotide messenger RNA. The record is from the annotation of a GenBank genome assembly. NCBI's taxonomy places the organism in Eukaryota, Metazoa, Nematoda, Chromadorea, Rhabditida, Rhabditidae.
AUGGCAAGACUUCAGCGAUUAUAUUCUGGAACAUCAAUUAAAGAUUACGAAGAAUAGUGAGUUUAUGUAUAAUGCAUCAUAGAUUUCGUGGCCUUCUAGAGCUCCAAAAAAUACAUAUAUAAACAAAAUAGAAUAUUCAUAUGAAUUUCCUGUUAUCGCUAUGUGAUACUAUGGCCAAGAUUUUUUCGAUCAUUUUUUGAGAAAUUUUUGAAAUAUGUAAAAUCGGGGGAAGAAUGUGGCUCCCGUGUGAGCGCUAGCGGAUAGUUAUACUAACUUCUACUGAGCGGAAGCUCGAGCUCCGCCCGUAUUUUAUUCAUAAAUUUUGUACGCCGUUUUAGCUCAAAUUGCUCCACGUGGUUUUUUCUUCUAAAAUCACGGAAAAAAACCCCAGAAAAAAAUAAAAAGAAGUAGAAUCAAAAAGGAAUAAAAGUGAGAGGAAGGGCCUCGACGCACAGAAAUUUGUACAGGGGACGAACGCAAUGUUUUUCUCCCACAAAAUGUCAAAAAGCAAUUGGGGAGAGUGAAAGAGACGAAAAGAUAUUGGAAUCGCGCGUGAUCUACAGCAAGUUAAAUUUGCGGGUCUAGGAUUUGUGAAAUCUGAAAAAAUAGGAUUCAGCUUGAUUUUUGAGAAUUCAUUCUUGAAUUCUUCUUGAAUGUUCCGUGUGCUAAGCGACUGAAAUUAAUCCUCGAUUUUUUUCGAAACAAAAAUAUUCUUAUCAACCGGAAUUUCAAAAAUUAUGGAUUUUCAGACCCACAAUUUUCAAUGUACCUUUGAUCUAUGUUCCUCGAGAAUUAUAAUCAAAAUUCAGAUGGCACAGUUCCAGCUUUUUUUUAAUCCACGUGUCCAAAACUGUAGAUCUUCAAAAAAUUCAACUUUUUUUCAGCCUGGACUUUGAUGAAGAACCCCAGGCAAGAACAGAUCAUGAAAGUAUCUCAAUGUCAAAAGUUCCGGUAAGUCUUUAAUUUCUGAUUCAAAAAAAAAAAGAAAACAUAUCGAAAAAAGUAGUUUCUUGGCAAAUAAAAAAUUGUGCUGUCAGUUUCACAUUGCUCUUCUUCUUCUUCUUGACUUGAAAAAAAAAUAAAAUGAAUUCAUUUUUAUUUAUUUUUUUUUGUGAGAAAAAAAAUGAGAAUGAAAAUGAAAACACAGAAUUGUGCAGCUAGAAGUGUUGAGCUGGGUUAUUGAACCGCGAAAAAUGAGAGGUCUCUCAAUUUUCAGGUUCUCCGCACUUUCUCAGACAUUUUUGUUACUUGUGUGAAAUUUUUAUGAGCACAAUAAAUAGUAAAGAUUAAAGAAAACAAAAAAAUUUGUUUUUUCAGAACUUGAGAAAAAUGUGUUUUUUUCUAGAGCUCUUGUCAAAAAAAAACAAUUUUUAUUUUCAGAUUCAUCAUCAUGGUCGAUUUCGAAGUGCAAUUCCAAUUAUGCCACUUUCGCUAGCUUGUCUUUGUUUUCUUAUGAAUGUUUUCCUUCCAGGCUCAGGUAAGAAUUUGUGAAAUUACAGAUUUUCGCGUGAAAUUUUUUUAAAGGAAUUUUCCAUUUUCCAGGAACUCUUCUCGGUGGAAUUUCGGUAUUAUGUUGUUCAGAUCCACGUGGCAGAUCGAAACCCAACUGUAUUUGUUGGAACACAACAGCCGCAAUUCUUCAAUUCCUCAGUGCUCCUUUGAUAAUUGGAAUAAUCUGGUCAAUUAUUUGGGGUGUCAUGUUCAUUCAAAUUGCUCGAAAAUGGUUCAUUUCAGAUUUGGAUCAUCGUGCCGACUUCUUAUCGUGUUGUCCGUGCAGUUCUUGGUGA